Homo sapiens (human) is the source of this 1153-nucleotide messenger RNA. RefSeq lists its product as uncharacterized. The coding region runs from base 210 to 641 and encodes 143 amino acids. The record is from RefSeq and is a predicted model, not a curated record. Lineage: Eukaryota; Metazoa; Chordata; Mammalia; Primates; Hominidae. The transcript has a single exon.
GCGGCCGCAGGAGGAGCAGGAAGGGGCGGCGGGGCGCAGUGGGCGCCUGGUGGCAGCGCCGCCCCCAGCUCCCUGCCGGGCCGGCGCGCCCCUGAUUUUCUCGUAAGGACGGGCUGAAAGAGGAGGGGAGACAGAAGGAGACACUCCGGCCCGAGGACCACCACUGCCACUAGUAACGCCCCCUACACACUCUAGAAGUGCUCAGGCGAAUGACGAAGCGGCUGGUGACAAAGGCGGCGGCGAGUGCAGCGCGUGCACAGCCCGCGGAGCCGCGCGACCGCAAAUAUGACAAGCAUUUGAGCUAUUUGGCAACGUGGGGCCGGUCAGCGGGGCGGGCAGGGUCCCCGCGGGGGGCGAGGGGCAGAGAGCUGGCCCGGGCGCCCGUCUCGCUGCCUGCAGGGGUUCCUGGGCGGGGGUCCGCUGCGGGACACUCCUCCGAGGCCCGCACUGGUCCGAACGGCAGGAUGGGGGCUCCAGCCGUGAGCCGGGGACAGAAAAAGUCCCUUGCCCGCGUGGCCUCAGCCCGACACGAGAAGUGGGUCACCAAGUCCACGGCACUUUGGGAGCCGGACCGAACGAGUUGCAUCCUUCGGGGCCGGCCGGGGCUCGGUGCAGACCCGGCAGGAGGGAAGCCAAGCUAGGAGACGCAGCCAGGUCGGAGGCGCAGUCCUCUGCCCACAAGUUUCACAUUGAUAGCCUUUCCCUCCCGUGGAGUAAGCUUAUGCUUGGAACUACUUAAAUUUACCAGGGAAAUUUAUACUAGUUGGAAGAGAAUGUGUGUAUGCCCAAAUGGUGAGAAUUUAAGAGCACUAGGGAAAGAGGCCAGAUAGAUGGUUCCACUGGAAAAUUAAUGAUUAUUUUAAAAAUUACACGUGCAUUCAGCGUCAAGAUGUAAAAGGCAAUGCAGGCAGGCACCUUAAAAUUUUGGCUGCCACCCCAAUCAAUAUCAUUUCAGAUCACUUUGGAGUUUAAUGGUCCACUAUACUAGUUGUAUUUAAGAAUAAUAAAGCUUUAAGACCUAACAUAAAGGCGAUUGUAAGUCGUUAACAUCAAGAGAAAUUUAGACUUGUUUAAACUGUUCUGUAAUGAUUUGUUAUCAAUCAAAUUGAUGAUCUCAUCGAAAUUAAACUUGUGCUGAAAUGUUGAUAGAGGA